AUGAAAGAUUUAUCUAAUGCGGAUCUUAAUGUAUUAGUAGGGUUGAAGGUUGAUAUGAGAGAACAUAAUUUUGAGAACAUUAGGAUUAGAGACACCUCUUUAAUUUGUGCUAAUUUUUUACGAUGCAAUUUUAAUGGAUCUAAUUUUGAUAAUGUUGAUACUAGUGGGAUGAAUUUAAACUAAGCUUAAUUGUUCAAAUGUAAAUGGAAAAAUAUUAAAAUCCAUGAGCUACAUUAAUUAGAUGGUCAUACUUGUUGUGUUCAAUCAAUAUAUUUCUCUCCUAAUGGUACCAUAUUAGCAUCUGGUGGUAGAGAUAACUCCAUACGUUUAUUGAAUAUUAAGACAGGAUAAGAAAAUGCUAAAUUAGAUGGCCAUACAAGCAAUGUUUAUUCAGUUUGUUUCUCUCCUGAUAGUACUACAUUAGCGUCAAGUAGCGCAGAUAAUACUAUCCGUUUAUGGGAUGCUAUGACAGGAUUAGAAAAUGCUAAAUUAGAUGACCAUACAAGUGAUGUUUAAUCAGUUUGCUUCUCUCCUGAUAGUACUAUAUCAGGGAGUGCAGAUAAUUCUAUCAGUUUAUUGGAUGUUAAGACAAAAUAACAAGAAGAAAAAUUAAAUGCUCAUACUAGCAUUGUUUAUUCAGUCUGUUUUUCACCUGAUGGGAGUACAUUAGCAUCUGGUAGUUAUGAUAUUCUAUCCGUUUUUGGGAUGUUAAAAUAGCAUAAUCCAAAACCAAUUUAGAUCGUUCUACUAGUCUUAUUAAUUAAGUCUGCAUUUCUACUGAUAGAACUAUAUUAGCAUCUUGUAAAGUUGAUAACUUGA
Molecule: messenger RNA, 819 nt
Organism: Paramecium primaurelia
Lineage: Eukaryota; Ciliophora; Oligohymenophorea; Peniculida; Parameciidae
Source: the annotation of a GenBank genome assembly